This is a messenger RNA of Cinclus cinclus, 2454 nucleotides long. RefSeq names its product solute carrier family 25 member 11 (gene SLC25A11). NCBI's taxonomy places the organism in Eukaryota, Metazoa, Chordata, Aves, Passeriformes, Cinclidae. The record is from RefSeq and is a predicted model, not a curated record. The transcript has 8 exons. Gene Ontology annotation, molecular function: succinate transmembrane transporter activity; thiosulfate transmembrane transporter activity; malate transmembrane transporter activity. The coding region runs from base 837 to 1958 and encodes 373 amino acids. Gene Ontology annotation, cellular component: mitochondrial membrane. Gene Ontology annotation, biological process: succinate transmembrane transport; mitochondrial transport; oxaloacetate transport.
UCUCCAGGCGAUCUUGUCACCUGUGUCACAUGUAGCACCCUGAGACCUGUAGGAUGCUUUCACCUGUGCCAUCCCUGGAAUCGUGUGCUCUCUGGUGUCCUCAACACCUCAGGGGUACCCCAGAACGGGGGGCAGGGCUGAAGGGGAGGGACAGGGUUUGAAGGGGAAUGGAAGUGCUGGGGAGGGGGUGGGGUACAUUGCUUCACUAGUGCCUCCCAGUUAUAAUCAGUAGUAGGGGUCAGUGGGAGGACUAGGGUGACUCCGAGUGACCCCGGUACUGGCUGAUGCACUCACGACUGCCCCCAGUGCCCCCCAGCAGACCCAGACUGCCUCCAUUGCCCCCCAGUGCACCCAAAGCUCCUCCCAGUGCCCCGCAUUGCACCCAAGCUGCCUUUCAGUGACCCCAAAGCGCCUCCUAUUGAGCCCCAGUGCACUCAGAGCACCUCCCAGUGUACCCAGCGCUUCUCCGCAUACCCACGGAGCCUUCCAGUACCUGACAGCGCCCUCCAGUGUCCCAAAUGCUUCCCAGUAUCUCCCAGUGCUCCAGCAUACCUUCCAGCAUUCACCACUUGGAACAGGCAUCACCCCACGGCGCUGAGCAGCGGCGAGACCAAGUGCGUGAGGUCUCGGUCGCCGACCCCUCCCGCUGCCGGCGACCUCCCCUCAGGCCCCCCAAGAUGGCGUAAUAUCGCGGGAGAGGGGCGGGGCCGAGCUAUUUCGCACCCCCAUCGGCCUCAACCAAUCCGCUUGCUGGCCGAACAAUUUCCCUUCCCGCCUAAACAUACUCCACCAAUGAGAGGCGUUGAGGGCGGAACUGCCCCUCGGGGAGCGCGGCCAUGUCCCCUCCCCUCGGGGGCGGUGCUUCCCCGCAAAGCCGCAGUCCCCGCGCGGGGCCCCAGCUCGGCGCCGCGCAGGCGCCACGCGCAGGCGCACUGGCGCCGAGCCCCCCCCGAGUCACCUUGGGGCGCCGCCGGUGCCGGACCCUGUGCCCCCCCCCCUCCCCGUGCCCCCGGUACCAGGGCCCGGCCGUGAUGGCGGCACUGCCGGCGGCCCAGAGGCCCAAGACCUCCCCGAAAUCCGUGAAGUUUCUCUUCGGCGGCCUGGCAGGGAUGGGGGCUACAGUCUUUGUGCAGCCCCUGGACCUGGUGAAGAACCGGAUGCAGCUGAGUGGGGCUGGGGCCAAGGGCCGUGAGUACCGGACGUCCCUGCAUGCCCUGGGGUCCAUCCUACGCCACGAGGGACUGAGUGGCAUCUACACGGGGCUAUCAGCAGGGCUUCUACGCCAGGCCACCUACACCACCACCCGCCUGGGCAUCUACAGCGUCCUCCUUGAGCGUUUUGGGGGGGCUGAUGGAACUCCCCCUCCUUUCCUGGCCAAGGCAGCCAUGGGCAUGACAGCAGGGGCUGCUGGGGCCUUCGUGGGGACUCCGGCUGAGGUGGCCCUCAUCCGCAUGACAGCUGAUGGCAGGCUGCCCCCUGGCGAGCGCCGCGGGUAUCGCAAUGUGUUCGACGCCCUCGUGAGGAUGGCGAAGGAGGAGGGAGUACUGACGCUGUGGAGGGGCUGUAUCCCCACCAUGGCCCGUGCCGUGGUGGUCAACGCUGCCCAGCUCGCCUCAUACUCGCAAUCCAAACAAUUCUUGCUCGACUCCGGGCAUUUCCGUGACGACAUCCUGUGCCACUUCUGCGCCAGCAUGAUCAGCGGGCUGGUGACCACAGCUGCCUCCAUGCCCGUCGACAUUGUCAAGACCCGCAUCCAGAACAUGCGGACAAUAGAUGGAAAACCCGAGUACCGCAAUGGGCUGGAUGUACUGCUGAAGGUGGUGCGGUAUGAGGGCUUCUUCAGCCUCUGGAAGGGCUUCACCCCCUACUAUGCCCGCUUGGGCCCCCACACUGUGCUCACCUUCAUCUUUCUCGAGCAGAUGAACAAGUGGUACCAGCGGCUCUUUCUCAGUGCCUGACAUCCCCCAGGGGGGGGUUGGGGGAAUCUGACCCCAUCCUGUCAGCUCUGUAGAGGCACUUGACCCCCCAUGAAGACACUCUGGGGGGUCUGACAUCUCCUUCAUGUGCCGUGGGGGUACCUGACCCCCCUCAUACCACCAGGGGCUGGGGGGAAGUGGCUCUAUAGGAGUGCCUGACCACCCCCAUUAAGGCUGAAAGCAGUCCUGGGGCCCUAUGGAGGGGUCUUGGGCCCUAUAGGGGUGCUGGAUCCCUCCCAUGGGGUCAACAGGGGAUGCCUUGUCCCUAUGGGGCAGCCCUAUAGAGUAUAGGGUGCCCUCCCCCUGUGCCCCCUUCCCGCCCCUCUGGGGGUUUUGUUACCAGCCAGUAUAAAGGUCACAGUGUGGGGCAGGAGCCCCCCAAAAUUCCCCCUCCUCCUUUCCCCUAGCACCCUCCACCCUAUGCUUUGUUAUUGAAUUAUGGAUGGUGAUCAUGUAAUUAAAGCAAGACCUACAGAUA